Molecule: messenger RNA, 1000 nt
Organism: Dentiscutata erythropus
Lineage: Eukaryota; Fungi; Glomeromycota; Glomeromycetes; Diversisporales; Gigasporaceae
Source: the annotation of a GenBank genome assembly
GAGAUGGUGUAAUAUUGCCGUCUCUUUACUUUGGCGUAGACCCUUUACAGAAUAUGUUGUACCCUUUAAUGAUGAUACGGUAGAAACUCGAGCAAAAAUUACAUGUAUUGAAUUUCGAUCAUAUCAAGAACCAAUGUUCUCAUAUGCAAAAUAUCUUCAAGAACUUUCAGAUGUUUCAAUAAUAAAAUCAGUUAGAUUUUAUGCAAUGUAUCAAGCUCAUCAAUUUUCAUUUCAAAAUACAUAUAAUCCAAUAAUAGACGCAUUAUGGCAUAUGUUUAUGCGGCAAUGUACAAAAAUUAAUUCUUUAUCAAUAACAAUUUUAUCACCUAUAAAUUCACCAACGGGAAUUAUGAAUGUAAACAAUAUUAUGGAAGCGAAAUUAGCAUUAUCUCAUUUAAGAAAUUUUUCACUUGUAAUCUCUCAUAAUGAAAAUGAUUAUUGGAAAAUUCAAGAACUUUUAAAUAAAUUACUUUUAAAUGUAGAUUGUUAUUCAACAAAUAUUAUAACAGCUCCUAUGCAAGCACUUAAAUCUCAAGUAGACUGGUUAACAUCAUUAAUAUUUGAAUACGUACAUUUUGAUAUUAAUUCAGUAACAAUCUUAUCAACUAUGAUAAAUUUGGAUUCAUUACAAUUAAAAAAGUAUUCAUGGCCAAACGUUAUAAUUCCUACAAUAUUUGAGAGAACAGGAGAUACUUUAAAUCAUUUAGUAAUUGAUCAUGUUUCAAUUUAUGUAAUUCAAAUUGCAAAGGAAUAUUGUUUAAAUAUUAAAACUUUAUAUAUUCAAAUUGGAGUAGAAAAUUUUGAAUAUAUUUUUCCUUGGAUUAAAAAAUUAAAAUUAGAGAAAUUUAAUUUAAAAUUUUUAUUAACAGGAAGAAGUCGUAGAAUAACUUUAUCAAUCGAAGAAACAAGUAAAGUUUUACAACAUUUAGGACAAUCAAUACCUUUAACUUUAACCUAUUUAAGAUUAGAUGGAAUUAAAAUAAGCAAAAAAAUCAUUUGA